Messenger RNA from Schizosaccharomyces octosporus yFS286, 2016 nucleotides. Its product is annotated as glutathione synthetase large subunit G. The coding region runs from base 367 to 1863 and encodes 498 amino acids. Gene Ontology annotation, biological process: glutathione biosynthetic process. Lineage: Eukaryota; Fungi; Ascomycota; Schizosaccharomycetes; Schizosaccharomycetales; Schizosaccharomycetaceae. The record is from RefSeq and is a predicted model, not a curated record. Gene Ontology annotation, cellular component: cytosol. The transcript has a single exon. Gene Ontology annotation, molecular function: glutathione synthase activity; glutathione binding; ATP binding.
GAAUAUUUGAAGAGUAAGAGCGUAUGCGUUUAACUGUCUUCUAUUAUGUAGAGUAAUUGUCUUAUUCCUUCUUAGCUUGCUGCUAAACAUCUCCCUAAGGUGGAAACCAAGUAAUUUCAGGUUUACUUAGUGGUUUAUUUAGGGAUUACUUAAGCAAGGGAGUAUUGAGCAGAACUUCCCAUUCCAUCUCUCUACAGAUUUGAAGAAGCUCAUAUUCAAUCAUUUUGUGAAGGAUAACCAUCAAAAUUGACUUUCUUUUAUUUCUUAUUGUAAACUACAAUCUUAAAUCGGACAACUCUUGAUUUGUAACCACGGAUCAGCUAUAGCAUUCGACAAGGAUACUCAGAGAAACAAAAGUAUCGUAACAUGAAAAUAGACAAUUACAAUACCCAGGAAAUCGAAGAGUUGUCUUUGGCAGCACGAGAUUAUGCAACUGCUCAUGGCUUACUGUUUGUGGACGGAGCACAAGAAAAGGGCGAUACGAAUCAAGCUACCCAAGUUCCAUUGACACUCUUUCCUAGUUCUAUUCCAAGAGAGGCCUUCAUACAAGUAGUUUCUGUGCAAAAAGCCUAUAAUAAGCUUUAUGCCAAAAUCGCUAAUGACCUAGAAUUUCUCAAGACGCAUUUGGAGCCUAUUACAAAGUACGACAAGUUUAUGGAAAAAUUAUGGGACUUACAUACAAAACAUUCUGAUUUUAAUGAAAAAAUAAAACCAGAGUUACGCCAGCGUUUAGCGCUCGGUAUCUUCCGAUCAGAUUACUUGGUGAACAAAGACGACCAAGAAGUUACUAGUAAGCAAGUUGAGUUCAACACGAUAUCCGUAUCUUUUGGAGGUCUUAGUAAAAUGAUGGCAAACUUACAUUUCUAUUGUUCCUCUUCAGGUUUGUAUAAGAAGCCUAUGGAACUAGAUUAUCUCACCGUCAAUACUUCCAUCACUGGCAUCUGCAGCGGUAUUUCUAGCGCUUAUAAUGCCUACUGCGAACAAGCAAAAGGGAUCCCUUCGAAGAAUCUACAUGCUGCUGAGGGGAGCGAACCUAUUGUUUUAUUCGUUGUAAAAGACAGUGAGCGUAAUAUUUGUGACCAGCGCCUUUUGGAAUAUGAGCUUGUUGGUCGUUUUAGGAUCAAGUCAAGACGUGUCGCCAUUCGUCAAUUGAAUCAGUUGGUUCGAGACAAUGAAAGUAACAAGCUUUAUUACAAUCAUCCCAAUGGUACGUUCGAGGUAGCCAUUGUAUACUAUCGAUCGGGCUAUGCAUUAGAUGACUAUCCAAGCAACAAUGAGUGGGAUAUCCGUUUGGAGAUCGAAAAUUCUCUUGCCAUAAAAUGUCCCACCAUUGCUACUCAUUUAGCAGGUUCGAAGAAGAUCCAGCAGGUGCUUGCCGAAAGCAAUGCCCUUGAAAGAUUUGUUCAGGGUGAAGAGCAAAAAGCCAUUGAGUUAACCUUUGCUGAUAUGUAUCCAUUAAAUGAUACAGCCCGAGGUCAAGAAGGUAUAAAGCUUGCGCUUGAAAAUUCUGAAGACUUUGUUAUGAAGCCUCAACGGGAGGGAGGAGGAAAUAACACCUACGGAAAAGACAUUCCUGAUCUCUUAAAUAGUCUUCCCAAGGAAGAGUGGGAUUCUUAUAUCUUGAUGCGUUACAUUAAAUCCCUUCCUUCACAAAAUUACAUUUUGAAAGGACGGGUUGCUGAAAAAUACGAUGUUGUUGAUGAAAUUGGAAUUUUAGGAACCAUUGUCUGGAACACCGAAACAGCUGAAGAGUUAAACAAUGGUAACGCAGGCUAUAUAUGCCGUACAAAGCCUGUUUCUUCUCAUGAAGGAGGUGUAGCUACUGGUUAUGCUUCUUUAUCUAGUAUAGAUUUGAUAGACUAAAGAGAUGGACACUCCAUUAUGAGGAUAUCUGACCACUUAGCAUGCCGGCCUUAAUGCCGCUUCCUAAAGAUCACUUCAACCCAAUAGACUUUAUGUAUUCUCUAAACUAAGUAAAAGAGAGAGAUCAUUUAUAAAAGUAAUUUUUGAACAUCG